Messenger RNA from Hyla sarda, 2391 nucleotides. RefSeq names its product SEBOX homeobox (gene SEBOX). Gene Ontology annotation, molecular function: DNA-binding transcription factor activity, RNA polymerase II-specific; DNA binding. Gene Ontology annotation, biological process: regulation of DNA-templated transcription. The transcript has 3 exons. Bases 217 to 1032 code for a protein of 271 amino acids. NCBI's taxonomy places the organism in Eukaryota, Metazoa, Chordata, Amphibia, Anura, Hylidae. The record is from RefSeq and is a predicted model, not a curated record.
GAUGGCGGGAGGGGACAGGGCAGGUGUCAGACACUUUGUAUUGUCAGUCUAUUGGGAUCAAAGGGAAGUGAGGCAGCUGACACAUCCCGGGCUGUGGUGGGUGAGGUGGAGUCAGGGACCCCCGGGGUCUUCUAUAGGAGGGAGGGAAUCACCAGCUAUAAGUCUGUGCGCUGCAGGUACCGGGCACAGCACAUCUGGGCAUCACAGCAUUCCAACAUGGAGAAGGUCCUGAGGGCAGCCUUCUUCUCUAACACCGAGCUGCCCGGGUCACUGUGGGGCUGCCAGGACACCAUGCCAGCUGCAGAAACAGAAGCUAAAGCAAAGGAAGCGGCGUCUCCUGUGAAUGGGACACCCAGCCAGAGGAAGCGUAAAAGGACUUUGUAUAGUAAAUGGCAGCAGGUGGAACUAGAGAGCGUCUUUGAUGUUAUCCCUUAUCCAGACAUCAGCACAAGGGAGCAUCUAGCCAAGAUUAUCAGACUACCUGAAUCUAAAGUACAGGUUUGGUUCCAGAACCGCAGAGCCAGAAAAAACAAGAGCGGCAAGUUUGACAAGUUAUUUUAUAGAAGAGGAUCUUCACUCCGAGCUCAUCAUCUUUGCCUGAGGUCAGUGUCUCCCUCUCAAGGCUGUAGUCACAGAGAUGCUCUAAUUCCAAUGCCCUUACCGCCAAACCAUCCAGUAUCUCAUGGACCACCUGGUCAACACGUAUCCACCACGCAACAAGCUGGCUACCCAUCAUUUCCACAGGUACCACCUCCAUAUUCUGAGCAGUUUUCGAAUGAGUCUUAUGCACAUACCUACAGGCAGCAGGAAAUGCAUUGGCAGAACGUCACCUCCAGUCCACAGUAUGGCUGUGAAACUACAUUGUAUGACACCCAGCUGGUUGAUCUGGAGCCAUUCACAAUCCCCUAUCAAGGAUCAUAUUGGGAGAUGUUCCCACACACAAUGAAUGAAAAUGGGUCGCAGACAUCGCUAGGAUAUAUAUCUGAUGUCAUAUACAAUGCAGCCAUACUUACUAACCUGGGAGAUGCCUAAGUGGGACUUUAUAUUCCCAUGACACAUAAGGACAAUUUUGAGAGGAAAUUGGAUAUUUUUAAAUAAGAAUUCUUCCUGGACAAUUCAUAUUAUGAGGUGUUCCAUUUGUAAGAUCACAUGGUUAAUGAUGAACCUUGAUGCAAACCUUAGAAGACAAUCCAGCCGUUUGUAUAUAAAUAAAAUAAAAAAACAUUACUUUUUGUUAUUAUUUUAAAGCAGUAGUCCAAAAUAUUAGAUUUCUGAAACCCAUUAAGGAGAAGAGAGUUUGGGUCUUAAUGUGGAACAUUAAAUAGGAAAACAGGGGUGUAAACAAGCUAUAAACAUGGCUAGAUAGGGCUAGUCAUCAUGGUUCCGGGUAUACCUUUUUAUCUCUAUAGUUAUCUCCAUAGUCCUUUCCAUUGGCGAGAUAUAAGCCUUUUUGUUAAUGUGUAAAUUAGGCUCAAGUGCCCAGGAGGCAUUCCCAGCAUGGCAAAACUCCAGGCUUAGUUGGCCCAAGUCUUCACCACCUAUGUGCCUGCUGUCAAUCAAAGGAGGGUAAGCUUAUGCAAGUGGGCACAGAAGUGUCGAAUGAAAGGAGAUGGACUGGCUAACCUUGGGCCCUUGUCUUGCCUGGGAACACCCCCUGGUCCCUUGAGACUAUUUUACAUAUUAACAAAAUGGCUUAUUUGUUGGCAAUGGAAAGGACUAUUAAGAUAUCAUAGGUAUGCCUGGAAUCAUGAUGAGAAGCCCUAUGUAACCAUGCAUCUAUUUAUACCCCUUUUUCCUACUGAAAGGUCUGGUUAAAGAAAACCUGUCAUUAGUAUUACCCGCACUAACCUGUUGUUAAAGGGUUAUAGUGCAUGUGACACUGAUGAAAAUCCUACUUACCAAUAUUCUGCCCAUGGGUUCAUACUUCGGUAAUUCCUGGUCUUCUGGAUAUGGUACUUAGCCUGCUUUGUGCACAGGGAGCAUUCCCAGGCCUCUCAUGCACAGUGAUGUCCGAUGUUCUGAAGAUCUGUGCGCGCUGGCUUCUUCAUAGUAAUGUGCUGAGCCUGCUAUGCUGCAGAAUUGAGCUCCACUCUGCAGCAUAAUGGCUGUGGCCAUGGCUACUUCACAUGCAGAGAGUCCUACCUGUACCAACAGGUUAGUUCCGGUGAUACUGAUGACAGAUUCCCUUUAAAACGGCCAAACACUUUAUAGUGAAUUUGAGAUGAUUGUGGUUUAACAACCCUAACUUUUUUAUUUGUUGGGUUACCAAAAUAAUUCUUUGUGUUUUUUAAUGUAACAUAUUAAUACAUAUUUAGAGAGGUGUUUUUUGUUUUACUAGGGGUAAACUGUACAAUUUUUUUUUUAAAUGUAUAGUUCACAAUAAAAUUAAGU